Messenger RNA from Stylonychia lemnae, 714 nucleotides. The record is from the annotation of a GenBank genome assembly. Lineage: Eukaryota; Ciliophora; Spirotrichea; Sporadotrichida; Oxytrichidae.
AUGAGUGUUGCUUCAAAAGCUACAAUAAAGGACAUUGAGUCUGUCAAAGAAGAAGGAAACAAUGCGUUCAGAAGUGAAAAUUACUACAGAGCCAUCAUGUUUUACGAGGAAGGCCUAAGAAGGUGUCGAGACUACGGAAAGAUAUAUGAUGGACAGAUGCCUUAUAAGCAAGAAAUCGGGGAAAAUCCAAAACUAAAUGAUGGAUCGAUGUACUAUUAAGACUUUAGUAGAUUGAAGUCGAUGCUCUUCAAUAACAUUUCAGUCUGCUACUUUAAUAUGAACUCUAUGCAGAAGAGCGAGUAGUUUAAUGACAUGGCUUUGAUGGAGGAUCCUGAUUACCCAAAAGCAUUGAUAAGAAAGAUUAUGAUUCAAGAGAAAAAAGGGGAAUACGAAGGAGGUUAUUAGAUGGCUAACUAUGCUGUCAACAGAUUUGAUGAUGACUUUGAAGAUGAAGUCAACAGGAAAAUGGUACCAUAGUUCAAAGAGUUGAGAGAUAGACUCAAGGGAAUGAUUGGAUAGCAAGCUAAAGUCAAGUAAAAUAAAAUGGAGCAGGAAGUUGACGAAUACUUCCAACACAGCAGCUUUUCAAUGUUGGGAGAGCUUCAAGAGCAGCUGAGCAAGAUGACAGAUCAUAUGCAGGAAAGAAAAGAUAAACUUACGAGAAAGGAUUCUUCCACAACAGUAAGCUCUACUAACACUUUUGUAACCAACUGA